This is a messenger RNA of Anopheles darlingi, 3780 nucleotides long. Its product is annotated as myb-like protein AA. The record is from RefSeq and is a predicted model, not a curated record. NCBI's taxonomy places the organism in Eukaryota, Metazoa, Arthropoda, Insecta, Diptera, Culicidae. Gene Ontology annotation, biological process: regulation of transcription by RNA polymerase II. The coding region runs from base 524 to 2026 and encodes 500 amino acids. The transcript is spliced from 5 exons. Gene Ontology annotation, molecular function: protein binding. Gene Ontology annotation, cellular component: nucleus.
AACGCACUCUUGAUGAGUAUUUAAUGCGAGAACGAAAAAAAAGGACUCAUCAACUUUAAUGGUUUAAUUGGAAGAAGAAAUGCUGUUUCCAGCAUCGCUGGCGUACCCGUUCGAAAGGUGUCUCUGGACUGGAAAUCGAUGGCCGAUUCUGCGAAAAGUGUGCUUGUGUAAAGUGUGAAAAUCCUUCGGUGGAAAGCUGCUGCCGCCCAGUUUGAGCGCUCACUAUACCGUUCGCGAGGGGGAAAAGACAAGGCAACCGACCAGCCAAAGAGGCAUCCAACAGUUUGUUAUUCCUCGACCGUGCUGCAGCCUCUGGAGCGCCAAAAGCCACAUCGUUGUUUCGUUGUGCGGUAGCACCCCCCAUUAUAAAAAGGAAUACUGUUUUGCGUGAGCUUGCUUCGGAAGGUCAUUAAGAGAGGUGCUCCUGUGCUGCUGCUGGUUGACAUUAGGAGGGAACGCGAAAGCGACGACGACGUUAGCGACGGAGCGAACAACAACAAACCUACCACCGGGAGGCAUCGAGAUGUCGACCGGAUUGGUGGAUAAAUCGUUCGUCAACAAUGACGAACUGUUCUAUCUGAAGUGGAACAACUUUCAGAAGAACGUAAGCACCCAGUUUGAGAAGCUCCGCGAAGAUGACGAUCUCGUCGACAUUACCUUCGCCUGCGAGGGCCAGAUGCUUACCGCGCACAAGCUGGUGCUGUUUGCGUGCAGCCCCUACUUCAAGGAGCUGCUAAAGAAAAAUCCUUCUCCGCAUCCCGUCUUUUACAUGAACGAUGUCAAGUACGACGUGCUAAAGGCGAUUCUGCAGUACAUGUACCUGGGCGAGGUGCACAUUACCAAUGAAAAUCUGAAGGAAUUCAUCAAAACCGCCGAAGGGCUGCAGAUCCGCGGCCUCAGCAAAGAGAACAAUCAGGGCGAUUUGAUUAUACCAACGGGGCAAGGGCAUGGUGUGCUGCGUCGUGAUGAAAAGAGUGAACAGAUGCUGGACGAGUUUUGCCGCAAGCGAACCGACGUUAGCGAUCUGCAGUCCGUUUCGUCCGUCCUCAACAUCAAACGCGUGAAGACGGGCCCCGAUGGCAUGGCAGGCGGUGGACCGGAUGGAGGUGUAUCGAACGUCGAACCGAAGGUGGAAAUGGUUGAGUACUUGGACAGUGAAGGUGCGACCGUCCAGUCGCCAACGUACUGCAGCAUGGAGAACUAUACGGAGAAGAACAAUCCUCGCACGAUGGCUGCUCACAUGGCACCGAUGGGCAAUGCUGGUUUUGCACCAUCAUCCGUCCAAUCGGUGAGUGGAGCUGGUACGAAUCAGCAGCAGCAGCAACAACAGCAGCAGCAGCAGCAGCAGCAGCAGCAGCAACAGCAGCAGCCCGGUGGGUCCGGCGGCGGCGCGCAUGGCCAUAACGUGCACGAGUACAAAUCGGAGGAUGACAGUAGUUGGAUGGAGAAAUCGCUCGACAAUAUUUCGGUCAACUCGGAGCAAAGCCUCAAGUACAAUAGUGGUAGCGGCGGGGGUAGCAGUGGAAGUGGUGGUGGUGGCGAUAAGAACAAGGGACGCAGCAGUCGAAACAGCAACCGCUCGAACGAUGAUAAGGCUAACUGUUUAACGCCCCGGUGCUGUCCGGUGUGUUCCCGGCUCUACUCGAACGUGUCCAACCUUCGGCAGCACAUGCGUUUAAUACACAACCCGACCGCCGUCUGUUGUCCCAUCUGCCAGAAGCACUUCAACUCCGAACUUUACCUGAAGCGCCACUACUCCUCGAUCCAUUCGAUCAAUCCGAACGGUGGCGCCGAUGGGGAUCUCGUCGACACGAAACCACCGACCGCUCAGCUACAGCAACAGCCACCUCAGCAACAGCCAGGCCAGCAACCGACACCACAGCAACAGCAGCAGCAACAACAACAGCAACAGCAACAACAAGCACAACAACAGCAACCUCAGCAGGCGCCGGCACCGGCAGCGAACACGUGGAACCCAUAUCAUCAUCACGAUGCGUCUCAGCUGGUGAAUCCGUUCAUCAAAUAGAGAUCAUUCCGUUGCAGAACCGUUGCAGCGAAAACACAGUAGAACCGCGAGACGAUGGUGGCGAACGGUGUCCAUUCGGAGCAGCACUAUCUGUCUGCAUGCCAGCAAGCCAGGUAGCCAGUGCCCGUGCAAUAGGAUGUAGGGAGAUUAGUUUGCUUCCUGCUCCUCUUUCUUCCUGUCCUCAUUUCUCUCCUUCACAAACCGGAUCUGAUCUGUAAAAUGGCAAAUUCUCCUCCUGCACAGUCUGCUUCUUUCAGUUUGCUUUUAGGUACGAGCACCCUGAACUACGCCACGUUCAGGAAACGGUGCACGGAAAAAGAGGAAAGAGAGAGAGAGGUUGCUUUAGGGUAUAAGCAUGUAGUGAAACGGAUUGCCAAAUUGUGUAUAAACAAAAAAGAAAAAGAAAAAAGAGAGGACAGGCGCGUCCGCUGUAGUUUUGAGGAGCAUUAACAAGCAAACCAAUCAAACAUAGGGGAGAGAAGUUAGAAAGUUAAAUUACGCUAAGUGUCCCAAUCUCGCGACCGCAAAAACGACCCUCCCACAGCUGCCUGUCUGCAGCGGCUGGGAUCAUAAGGCUUCCUUUUUGUUUUGUCCACAUCAUCAUGUUUGUUCCACCGUUACAAGCGAUUACAAGGAUUUCAGUGAUUGUCCAGUGUGUGAGCUCGUAUGCCGUCGGAACCGGGCGGUCGGCAGGAACGACACCGAUACCGCUGCCCCAGCUAUAAUUAGCCCGCCGCGGCGAGUACAUUGUUUUCCGUAUCAUUUAAGUUCCCGUCCCGUCGAGAUGUCCCUUGUAACAAUACCACGUUAGUCGGGCGUUAUCCUAUCGUACAAAAAGCAGUGGCAUGACGGAGAGUUUUUAAGUUCGAAGUUUUGAUUUUAUCGUACAACUACAGAAUAAGCAUCGCGCAAUACGGGAGGGAAUGGCGGUGUUUAGCGUCCUCGCGAUAGAUUAGAAGAUGUCCCAAACAAUGUUUCAAAGUGACGAUUACACGGGGGUAGGAAAUCGGGACUGGUCGGGUGGAUCCAGAGACUAUCGGUACUGUGUACUUAUGCGUAUGCAAAUGAAUUGAUUUUAGCUCAUUUUAGUCGCACUGCAAAAGCAAGCAACACAAAGCCGAGCACAGCCUCACGACAUCCCCCUCUAAAAUCUAUCUCUUAAGUCGAUUGCAUAGCCCGGUUACCCAGGUCUACUGGGUAUCUGACGGUUGCAUGGCAAUGAGAUGGAAAAGGAGAGAAGGAAAAAGCAAAUACCAACGAGAUCUUUGAUUAGGUUUCGAAGCUUUUUAAAACUAGCUAUUUCGGUGCCCAUACGCUUGAUAUAUUACCUUGUACUUCGGUAGUAGGUUCGGUUUUUGCGUUAGCUUUCGUAAUCGGGUGCACGCAGUCGGGCAUCCGAAUCCGGCCUCCCGCUGGAAUAAGCUCGAAGCCCCUACCCGCCCCUCCCCACGAUUAUGUACGUGUACGUACUACUAACAUCUAUUUUAGUGUGAUUCUUGUGUACAUACAUCGGAGAGUAUUAAUAUGAACAUGGUAAAGAUAAUAAUAAUAAUUAUAAUGGUCAAGCUAGAUUUAAACGAUAAGGAUGAGAUGUUGUUUGUGGACGCCCAAUAAACGAACUAGAAAAAAUACAUAAAAUGCGACGAGUGUGCGUACGUAUUGUGACUUUAAACUUCUAAGCAGCAUUGGAGUAGCAGAGCGUGAGGUGCUUGUGUUGUUUGGUACUCCAGUCUUUGAGACUCGAAAACAUCAUU